CAUCAAGAAGAAGAGAAGAAUAAGCGUAGAACUGUUGUUGACGAAACGCUGCGACAUAAUCAUAUCGGCGUUUUGAAGUCUCCCACUUCUCUUCUAGGUGAAUUUCACCAUGAAAUUUAAUUGACAGUCGACGAAUAUGCAGUCUUACUCUUCCGGUUUGGAUCCCUUAGUGAGCGUGAGAUUACAAGAUGUAGUCUUGCAGUGAAGAUGUGACAGGAUUGGUGGUUCAGGAGGAUUAAUCUGGUUUUGAGUGGAUCUUAACUAGUUGAAAAAGUUGCCAUGGCUACUGCAGUUGACAUCAGUGAAAGGGGAGUAGUUAAGCAGGAGAAUUCAGUCUUGGAAACUUACUGGGAUCCCUUUCAAAAAUCCACAAAGAAUGACAUUCCAUUACUUGUGUUACACGAGCUUGCAGGACAUGACAAUAAAGUCUAUGAUGUGGAUGAAAAUGUCAGUAUAAAGAGUGAGAACCUAAGUGAUUGUGAUUAUGAGGACUCUUAUGACGAUCUAGAUGACUUUGGUGAAGAUGUAAAAGAUCCUCUGUUCAUUCAUGAGGAUGAAACGUUUGAUGAUGAUGUCCCAGGGUAUGGUGACAUCAUAAAACCACCAAAUGAUGAAAGGAACCAAAAGAAAGACAACCCAGUUAUUAACCUUUCCGAACUGACUGCAAAGUCUCAAAGUGGAAAGAAAGAGGCUUUGAAGAGAAAGAGGAAUGGCAAUUUUUGUGCUCAGAAUGGUAGGCAGCCAUGUAAAACAGUCAGUAAUGAACAAAGCAAAGAAAAGCUUGUGGAUUUGGAGCCUGUUAGAAAAUCACAAAGAAAGAUUAAGAAGAAUGUCAUCUUCUUUGAUUCAUACUUUACAUAUACAAGUGAUAUGUUUGAGAAUAGUGGCCCAUCACUAGUCAAGGGCCAGUUACCGGUGAAUGGUAGUUUAGCUACGGACAAGACAACCAAAAAUAAAGCUGGAACCAUUAGUGAAAAGUUGAAGAAAGAGUGUUAUAUUAGUGAAGAGAGAGGUGAAAAGAAGGAAGCUAAUGUAAAAGCAAAAACUGUUGCAAAGACACAAGUGCUGGAUGGUAAAGUAGAAGGGAAAGCUUAUGCAAAAUUGAAGACUGUAACUAGGAAAAUCAAGAAGCCUGUUGAUAAAAAGAAACUGAAAAACAACAACUGUCCCAAUUCUGUGUCUGGUGGAAAGAAUAGCUUUGUGGAACAUGGAAAUGAUAAAAAGAUUCCAGAGGCUUCUUUACUGAAACGAAAAAAGAAAAAGAUUCCCCAAAAUCUGCAGAGUUCUUCUGUUAGUACAGAUGAACCAGAGAUUCCAGUAAUGCAGUUUGCUGAGAACACUUUGAAGGUAGAUAAUGAAAGUAAGAGUAUCAUACCCAAAAUCACGGGUGAGGCAAACAAAGCUCCCCGAAAGUUACGAUUAAAAACCUAUUUCUGUGAGUAUUGUCCUGAAUCUUUCUCGACAUCGUAUUACCUGAAGUUGCACAUCAUGCACCAUACAAAUGAAAAACCCUACAAGUGUGAUAUUUGUAACAAAGCAUUCAGGAUGAGGUGGCGUGUCAAAGUACAUCGUGUGAUACACGAGGAGAUCAAGCCCUUUGCAUGUAAAGUUUGUGGUCAUAGAACCUGUCGGAAAGACAAUUUAACCUCCCACUUGAAACGUGUGCAUAAUACUCCACUUGAACAGAUAGAACUCUUUAUCGACGACGUUCCCGUUGCUAAAGUCGAGAGGGAGGAGAGGAAACUUUUCUCGUGUAACAUUUGUCCCAGCAAGUAUACUCGCAGAGAUAACCUGGUUACGCACCUUAGGGUUAAACACAAUCUGUCGAUGUCAGAUGCUGAUGCAACCACCAGUGACGAACUUCCCAGGAAGAUAUCAGGCCGCGUUCGGCCAUACUCUUGUACGCUUUGUCGUCGUCAUUUCACAAAUAAGAAAAAUGGCUUCGCUCACCUGAAACUUUAUCAUCAUUUGUCACCUCACGAAAUUGAAUCAUGUCUUGUUUAUGAGGAAGGUUCUGAAAAGCUUUAGCCCAGCUUAGUGGAAGCUAUGGUUUUAUAUAUAGUACAUAGUAUAUGAAGUAUAUAAGUUGUGGUUUACUGUACUGUUAUUUUAUUAUGAAUUGAUAAUUGGCUUUUGAAUUACUUGCAGAGAAAUUCAUAUUUCAUUAUUCUAUGGAAAGCUUCUUAUUUAACUUUUUUAACAUAUCUGUAAAACAGCUUGAAUUUUUCAUGUUUCAAGGUAUGUAAUAUGAUCUAAAUGUGAUUUAGGUUUUCAGUGCCUGUGUAUAAAUUUAUGUUCAGAGUUCUUUUGGGUAUUAUAAAUAUUAGGGUCACUGGGGUUUAGGGAAUUAAGGAAUCUGUCUUGUCAUACUUGCAGUUCUGACUUGCAGUUCUGGGACUUAUCAAACAACAGGGAAAAAUUAUUUAGAAAAAUCUAUAAUAGGCAAAAAUGACUUACUUCCAAAGUGAAGUAUUAUAAUUUUGGUCUAGAUGUGACGUGUUGUUACUAUUUUGAUGUGUUAGCUAAUUAAGCUUCAAAGUUACUCUAUUGUCUUAUUUCAAAUAAAAAAAAAAGCUGCAAUUUGAGUUGUUAAUUGCAGUUUGCUUGUUAAACAAGAUUCCACUGAUAAAUUUACUCAGUAUCAGAAAGGAUUAUCGUUACAGUUGACUCCCCGCCUAUUCAUUGUUGAGCAUUUGCGGUUUCACCUAUUCACAGAUUUUACUUUGGAAUGAAUCUCCAAGUUAUUUGCAAAAAAAAAUUGACUAUUUACAGUUUUUUCUUUGGAAUGAAUCUCCAAAUUAUUCGCAAAAAAAUUGACUAUUCACAGAAUUUACCUUGGAAUGAAUCUCCAAAUUAUUUGCAAAAAAAUUGACUACUCACAGAUUUUUUCAGUAAUUACAGUAAUUUCAUAUUAGUUUUGUGACUGUAGUAUUUAUUGUUUGAACUAUUAAAACAGGCAGUUAUAAAUAUUUUUAGAGGUUGGUCUUUGGUGUUUAAACUAUUAAAAUAACAGUUACACGCUGUACGAGCCUUGUUAUGCGGGGUGGGGUUAAGUAUUCGCAAAUUUUAGCCAUUUUCGGGUGGUUGUGGUCCCUAUCCUCCCCAAAUGGAUAGUGGGGGUUGACUGUAUUUAUAUUUCCACAAAAAAUCCAUCGUGAUAUUGUUUUAUAAAAGUACUUGUGUAAAUAAUUUUAAAGUAACCUAAAAAAAAACAAUAACAGAGAUGGUGAUUGUAAACCUCUAGGUGGCACAACUGUCAUUGGAUAUGAUUACUUAUUUUAGAACGAAUAAUUGCUUGAUUUGUAAAUUUUAGAAUGAAUAAUUGCUUGAUUUGUAAAAACCUGUUCACUGGUCCAAAAGAAAUUAUAUGUAUUGUAUUUUAUUGAGCUGCAGACUUGUUUUUGUGUAAAAGUAAAUAUUCCAUUGUAUAGAAAGAA
Messenger RNA from Macrobrachium nipponense, 3437 nucleotides. RefSeq names its product zinc finger protein 91-like. Bases 280 to 2028 code for a protein of 582 amino acids. Lineage: Eukaryota; Metazoa; Arthropoda; Malacostraca; Decapoda; Palaemonidae. The transcript is spliced from 2 exons. The record is from RefSeq and is a predicted model, not a curated record.